Molecule: messenger RNA, 4379 nt
Organism: Cuscuta europaea
Lineage: Eukaryota; Viridiplantae; Streptophyta; Magnoliopsida; Solanales; Convolvulaceae
Source: the annotation of a GenBank genome assembly
CCCAACCUCAAGCCGCAGCGAACCUCCGCCCGUACGUGUGUUCCUCUUCUUCACGGAGAAGACACAGAACGCAACAACCCGAGCUGAGCUGCCAUCUUCAGCAUUUGAAGGCGCCCGGCUCAAACGCGAUGGUACAUUUUCUCCUCCGAAUGAACGGCACGGUCCCUAGUUCCAGAAAAUUAGACAAUCACCACAGGCGAACAAAACUAGCAGUUAGCAUAUUCCUCCCAAUCAGGGGCGGAGCAAGCUGCUAUCUACAAUCAGGCGCGUCCGGAACGAAAUAAAAAACGUCCCAAUCACGCAUUCACGCGUCCUAUGCAAGUGCGCUGUAAGCAACGACCGUCGACCGCAGAUUGGCUUCGAGGCUAUUAGACUUUAAGAGCACAGUCCCUCUUCGGUCUUCAGCUCUUCGUUACUCUCAAGUCUCAACUCGACAACUCUGCUAGUGGGUUCUCCAAUCUCCGGAGACAGAAGGCGGUAUAUACAGGGGCGGAACUUCAUGAUGUUCGGAUAUUCCAAAAGCCGAAGGCCAAAAAUUAAAACUGGCCCAUAUGUGAAAUUGCAGCAAAUUGACAUUCAAGCACCGAGCCCUUGGUCCCUGCCUCUAGCCGCGAGGUCUCCGAAAGACUCUGGCUGACUCGCUCUCUGGCUCUCUGAGACUGUGCUCUACGCCUCAGAACACUCGUGUUCUGGUCUUCCAUUUGAGAAGUACAAGACGGGACACCCAUUUACUUUGGAUUGUCCUGAGAUGUGUAAGAUGGCUGUGGAAACUCUUUCUUCACUUUUGCAUCACUGUUCUAAGACUAAGUCACUCAAAUGCGGCCUUUCUCUUCAUUCAGUUGCUAUUAGGACUGGCAUGAUGUGUGAUGUUAUAAUCUCGAAUCAUGUUCUCAACAUGUACGCUAAGUGUUGUAACCUCAAAUUUGCCAGCCAAGUGUUUGAUGAGAUGCCUAACAAAAACUUAGUGACUUGGUCAGCCAUGAUAUCUGGUUAUGAUCAAUCUGGGAAGCAUGUGAUGGCUGUCAAGCUCUUCAGUCAAAUGAAUCUAGAGCCAAAUGAAUAUAUAUUUUCUAGCAGCCUAAGCUCUUGUGCCAAUCUUUUGGCAUUGAAAGAUGGGCAACAGAUCCACUGCAAGUCUAUCAAGUUAGGAUACUCCUCUAUCUCUUUUGUCUCCAACUCACUAAUGUCGAUGUAUAUGAAAUGUAACAAGUGUGAUGACGCCUUGUCAGUUUUUGCUAGUACACCAGCAUCCAGUGUUGUUUCCUUUAACGCAAUAAUUACUGGUAUGGUAGAAAAUAAUCAUAAACAGAGAGGCUUUGAGAUGUUUAAACUUAUGUGCCAACAGAGAUUGAUUCCAGACCGGUUCACUUAUGUUGGAUUGUUAGGAACUUGUUGUACACAUGAGGAUUUGGGUAUAGGAAUGAGUUUGCAUGGCCAAACCAUCAAGUUGAAACUUGACUCAAGUGUUUUCAUUGGAAACAUAUUAAUGACAAUGUACUCAAAGUUGAAUUUGAUUGAUGAAGCAGAGAAGGUUUUUACAAUGAUAAGUGAGACAGAUAUCAUAUCAUGGAACACAUUGAUUGCUGCCUAUUCUAAUUGUGAUGAUCACAGCAAAGCCUUGAACGUCUUUAGAUAUAUGGCACAGGGAUAUGUGGAUGACUUUUCGUAUGCGAGUGUUCUCUCUGCAUCUGCUGGCAUGGCUUCUAUACGUCUAGGUGGUGAGAUACAUGCUCACUUAGUUAGAACUAGGCAGAGCGUAGAUGUAACUGUUAGCAAUGCUCUUAUUAACAUGUAUGCUAAAUGUGGAUGUAUGCGACAUGCUUAUUCUGUUUUCAGGCUAAUGCAUUGCCAUAAUUUGGUAUCUUGGAAUACCAUCAUAGCUGGAUUUGCAAAUCAUGGUCGCGGAGGAAUAGUAAUACAACUGUACAAGGAAAUGGAGAAGCUUGGGUUCAAACCAGAUUCGGUUACAUUCCUAGGACUUUUAAUGGCUUGCAACCAUGCAGGACUUGUUGAUGAGGGCCAAUCCUUCUUCGUCUCCAUGCAAUAUAUUCACGGGAUCACUCCUAAUAUUGAGCACUUUUCUUGCUUAAUUGAUCUUCUGGGGCGAGCUGGGAGACUAAAAAGUGCUGAAGAAUACAUGCAGAAGUACCAUUUUGGGAAGGAUCCAGUUGUUCUAGGCUGCCUGCUUUCGGCAUGUCGGCUGCAUGGUGAUGUUGUCAUAGGGGAACGCGUGGCUAAGAGGCUUCUGAUGGUUGAACCUGUUACUACUUCACCAUAUGUUUUGCUAUCUAAUCUAUAUGCGUCAGAUGGGAUGUGGGAUUGUGUUGCUGGUGCAAGAAAGAUGUUGAAAGGAAGUGGGUUAAAGAAAGAGGCUGGGCACAGCUUGAUUGAAGUUGAGAGAUCUGUAGAAAAGUUUACAAUAGGUGAUUUUUCCCAUUCAAGAAUCACAGAGAUACUGCAGGUACUCAGAUGUCUAAGUUAUGUAUGGGAUGAAGAAUAUCAGUGCAAUUGAUCGUCAGCUGAAGAAGAGGACAUGAUACUAUGGACUUGAGUAAAUUGAGGUUCUACCCGUCAGAUUUCAUCAGUCCCCAAGCUGUGUCCAGCCUUCCAUUGCCCCAUCAAGUCGGUCCCUGUCGCAGCUGAAUCUCCUUUUUGAGGUUGGAAAAGUUGCCACCGAAGUACUACUCUGGAUAUGUCUCUACUUUAGGAUGGACCUGGUUCUAGCCUCGUUCCGGUUCCGGGUCUAGAACUAGUACCCCUGGUUCUGGAUUUAUUCCAUCAUAAUCUCAAGCCAAAAAAUAAUGAAUCUUUGGCUCCAUUGCAAAUAUUUAUUGAAAUUAUUUCUGGGAGUAUUUAGAUGACGAAGAAAAAUUGAGAGCCAAGUUCAUCUAUUGUGACUCCACCUUUGCUGCAGAUGUGAAUGUAAUCGAUCGACAAACGUGAAGCAUCACACUGAGUUUUGCAAAAACAAUUCGGCCAAUAGACAUAAAGGAGGUAAGCAAGUACAUCUCAUUGAUAAUUGUGCGAGUCCUAUUGAGAGAGAGGGUGAUUCUUUGAGAAAUAAAGAGGGUGUUAAUUUAGAGGAAGUGAGAGGGGCAUUAUACCAUAUGGUUAUUAUUGAUGAGCUGCCCUUUAUUUUGUGGAAAACCUCGGAUCUAGACAUUUUUUGCAACUUGCCCCCUUUUUCUUAUAUCGUCACGAACCACUAUUGCACGUGAUUGUUACAAGUGUCAUCUUGAAAAAAAGGGAGGUUGAAAGAUUUUUUAAAAAAUCAUGCCAGAGAUUUAGUGUUAUUACUGACACUUGAUUUAUUCUUUAAAAAAUCAAAGAAUAAUAUACGUGUAUCACCACUCAUUUUAUUGAUGAUCAAUGGAGAUUGCAAAAAAAAGAAUCAUUUUUUUUGUCCAAUUUCUAGUCACAAAGGUGAGACAAUUGGUAGAUCUGUGGAGGAUUGUCUAAAUGUUUGGGGGCUAGGUGAGAAGUUGUUUACUGUCACAAUUGAUAAUACUAGCUCUAAUCAUGUUGCUUGUCUAUAUUUAAAAAAUAUGUUCAAAAAGUGGGGGCAUCACUAAAGUUGAUUAGUUACACGUGAGGUGCAUCACACACAUAAUUAUUCUUAUUGUGUGGGAUGGUUUGAACGAAUAUGUUAAUUUCAUUGAUAAGUUUAGCGCGGUUGCGAGAUAUAUUAAAAAAUCUCCAAAUAGGUUAAUGAUUUUCAAGUUAAAGAUUAAUUGCAAUUUGUCUUUGCGUCUUGAUUGCCCUACUCGCUAGAUUUCCACAUACGAAAUGUUGGAUACAGUUUCGAAAUACAAGGCUGUGAUUUUUUGGGUUUUUUAGAAAAUAUGGAAACAUUGUGUCUGCUUAAUGAAGAUGAUUGAGUGACACUUGGAUAUCUUAUUAGUUUCCUCAAAUAAUUUUAUUACCUGAAUAAAAACAUAUCCGGCUCUUUGUAUGUCACCAGUAACUCCCUUUUCAUUCAUAUUUGUCAUACACUUGAUUUGGUGAUUAGUUAGAAAUUUGAGAAAAAGAGGUGCUGAAGAGGUGGAAGUUCAUGGUGAUCCCACUACUGCAAGAGAGGUUCCAUGCCUUGUUUGACUCAAUGGAAGAGAAUGAUGGGCAUUAGUGUUGCUAUUUAUAUGUUCUUCUGACAUUUUAGAAGUUAUUCAAACAUUUUAAUAGUAUUGGGAAUAUCCUACUGCCUUUUUUGCAAAUAUGUUGGUGGUGUGUAGGAUGUUAAGCUUUUUUGAGAUGUAUAUGGGCUUAUAUGCUUGAAAUGCAAGUUUUUUGGGUAGUUUACACUUGCAUAUCAUAUUCAGGUCAUACCAUAUUGGGAUGAUAGUGUACAUUUGUUAAGUUUAGGCCUAUGGUUUUGGUACCAU